AUGACUGUUGCUGAUCAAACACCAAUGGAAACAGUAAUUGAUAUGUUUAGAAAAUUGGGAUUACGUGGAACUCUUGUAACAAAUAAUGGAAGGUUAUUGGGUAUAAUAACAAAAAAAGAUAUUUUGACGUUUAUGAAAGAAGGGGAACAUAAUUAA
Meloidogyne enterolobii is the source of this 156-nucleotide messenger RNA. Lineage: Eukaryota; Metazoa; Nematoda; Chromadorea; Rhabditida; Meloidogynidae. The record is from the annotation of a GenBank genome assembly.